UAAAUCCCUAAUGUUCUGUUAAAUGUUGGUACUUGUUUGUGGGACUAGAGAAUUUUUUAAUCACUGUGGUGAGAAGAUCGAGGACAAAUAGGGUGAGAAUAUUAAAUGAGUGGAGGGAUUGCCAUCAAAGUGUAGAGAGAGAGAGAAGGAAGGGUUGAUUUUGAUUCCGUGCCCCAUAAACAUAAACAUAAACAUAAACCAUCUCAUCUUUCUCCAUUGAUGGCCAGUAGUGGGUAACUUGUUUUUCUUCCUCGAUUUGAUCGUUCCUUCUCUCUCUCUAUUGUGUUUUGUUUUAUGCCAGGAAUGGCAGCGUAUCAGUGGCAGUGCAGGAAAAGAGAGGGAGAGUUUUCAUUGGGAAGGUAAAAGCUUUUGUUUGUAGCAGUGAAACCUCGCCCCCUUCUCUUCAUCGCUACUAGUAGUAACUCAUCGUUUUCUCGGUGUGCCCCGCGUGCGCUCUGCUGUGUCUUCUCACUCACACCAGAGGUGUAACCGUGUAACCACUAGAAUCAUUUAUUCAUUAAUGCUGGCAACAGUGGCAUGGAAAGAAAGAUUAAUUUUUCCAAAGGAAAGAAAAACCCUCUGCAGGCUUUGCCAGAUAAGCCAAGUGGGAAAACCAAACCCUCUAUUAGUACUUACUUCAUGUAACUGACUAUAGCCACCACUAUCACUAUUUAGGAUUUUCUGUAAAAAGCCUGAUACUCUUUUACCAUAAAACCCGGGAGAGCCCUGGAAGACAAACAUCUUCAUUCAGACUUCAUAAAAUAAAAUAGAGAAGUGUUUUUUUGUUUUUUUGGUUUGUUGUAAUUAAGGCUAGCUAGUGAGUGUGUUCUACAACUGUAGUGAGCUACAGAAGGUGGUGGUAGUAGUAGGCAAAAAGGAUAAGACAGUGAGUGUGUAUGUUGUUGACAAGCAAAAGCCAUGGAGGGUAGUAGUUGCUCUAAUGACACUUCUUAUUUGUUGGCUUUUGGAGAAAACAGUGGUGGGCUAUGCCCAAUGACGAUGAUGCCUUUGGUAACUUCCCAUCAUGCAACAAAUCCUAGUAAUCCUAGUAAUAAUACUAAUAAUAAUGAAAACACAAACUGUCUCUUCAUUCCCAACUGCAGUAACAGUUCUGGAACUCCUUCUAUCAUGCUCCACAACAACAACAACACUGAUGAUGAUAACAACAAAACCAGCACUAACACUGGGUUAGGGUACUAUUUCAUGGAGAGUGACCACCAUCACCGCAACAACAACAACAAUGGAAGCUCCUCCUCCUCUUCCUCUUCUGCUGUCAAGGCCAAGAUCAUGGCUCAUCCUCACUAUCACCGUCUCUUGGCAGCUUACGUCAAUUGUCAGAAGGUUGGAGCCCCACCGGAAGUGGUGGCAAGGUUAGAAGAAGCAUGUGCUUCUGCAGCGACAAUGGCUGGUGAUGCAGCAGCAGCAGCUGGAUCAAGCUGCAUAGGUGAAGAUCCAGCUUUGGAUCAGUUCAUGGAGGCUUACUGUGAGAUGCUCACCAAGUAUGAGCAAGAACUCUCCAAACCCUUAAAGGAAGCCAUGCUCUUCCUUCAAAGGAUUGAGUGCCAGUUCAAAAAUCUUACAAUUUCUUCCACCGACUUUGCUUGCAACGAGGGUGCUGAGAGGAAUGGAUCAUCUGAAGAGGAUGUUGAUCUACACAACAUGAUAGAUCCCCAGGCAGAGGACAGGGAAUUAAAGGGUCAGCUUUUGCGCAAGUACAGCGGAUACCUGGGCAGUCUGAAGCAAGAAUUCAUGAAGAAGAGGAAGAAAGGAAAGCUACCUAAAGAAGCAAGGCAACAAUUACUUGAAUGGUGGAGCAGACAUUACAAAUGGCCUUACCCAUCCGAGUCACAGAAGCUGGCCCUUGCAGAGUCGACAGGUCUGGAUCAGAAGCAAAUCAACAACUGGUUUAUUAAUCAAAGGAAACGGCACUGGAAGCCUUCAGAGGACAUGCAGUUUGUGGUGAUGGAUCCAAGCCAUCCACACUAUUACAUGGAUAAUGUUCUGGGCAAUCCAUUUCCCAUGGAUCUCUCCCAUCCAAUGCUCUAGAAAAGUAUCCAUCCUUUGUGGGCUGAUAAUAGAUUCAUAAGCUCGUGCUGUCACUUAUUAAAACCUUAAGCAAUUAUUAAUUAAUAUGCUUUCUAGUGCUCAUAUAAGCAUUCUAAGAAAUCCUAGAUUGCUAUAUACUAUAUUUAUAGUACGCAGGUGUAUCCUGCUAGCUUAAAGAGACGGUCCUUUGUGUGGAUCAUCUAGUUCAAGGAGUUAUGAAUAAAUAAAAUUCCAUAAAUUUAAAGCUUUU
Molecule: messenger RNA, 2296 nt
Organism: Glycine soja
Lineage: Eukaryota; Viridiplantae; Streptophyta; Magnoliopsida; Fabales; Fabaceae
Product: homeobox protein SBH1-like
Exons: 4
Coding region: 919-2046 (375 amino acids)
Biological process (GO): regulation of DNA-templated transcription
Cellular component (GO): nucleus
Molecular function (GO): DNA binding; DNA-binding transcription factor activity, RNA polymerase II-specific
Source: RefSeq, a predicted model, not a curated record